Messenger RNA from Micromonas commoda, 1623 nucleotides. RefSeq lists its product with no specific name. NCBI's taxonomy places the organism in Eukaryota, Viridiplantae, Chlorophyta, Mamiellophyceae, Mamiellales, Mamiellaceae. Gene Ontology annotation, molecular function: protein binding; protein kinase activity; ATP binding. Gene Ontology annotation, cellular component: nucleus; centrosome; cytoplasm. The annotation marks the transcript as partial. Gene Ontology annotation, biological process: protein phosphorylation; mitotic cell cycle; regulation of cytokinesis. The transcript is spliced from 5 exons. The record is from RefSeq and is a predicted model, not a curated record.
CGCACGUACGUUCGGGGCAGGCCGCUCGGCAAGGGCGGAUUCGCGGUGGUGUACGGCAUGCAGGAUCCCUCCACGGGGGAAAACUUCGCGGCGAAGGUGGUCGCGAAGAGCACGCUCGAGAAGGAACGCGCGAGGGCGAAGAUCCUCACCGAGAUUCGCAUCCACCGCGGAUGCGACAACGCGCACGUCGUCCGAUUCGUCCGAUGCUUCGAGGAUGCCGCAAACGUGUACAUCCUCAUGGAGCUCUGCAGCAACCGCACGCUCGCGGACGUGGUCAAGGCCAGAGGGCGGCUCACCGAGCCCGAGUGCGCGGCGUACGCGCGCGAGAUCGUCACGGCCGUCGCGCACCUCCACGCGCACAGGGUCAUACACAGGGACCUCAAGCUCGGUAACCUCGUCGCCACGGGCGGGAGGCUCAAGAUUGGCGAUUUCGGCCUCGCGUGCCGCGUCGAGAGCGACGACGAGCGCAAGACGACGAUUUGCGGCACUCCCAACUACAUCGCCCCCGAGGUUCUCGCCGGCUCCAAGGGUGGCGGGCACUCGUACGAGGUUGACGUGUGGUCCAUCGGCGUCAUCAUCUACACCCUGUUGGUGGGCACCCCGCCGUUCCAAACCAGCGACGUGCACGCCACGUACAAGCGGAUAAGGGCCAACGCGUACGAGUUUCCCGAAGGCGUCGUGAACGAAGGCGCUCGCGAGCUCAUCCGCCGAUGCCUCGCGCCCAAGCCCGGGGACCGACCGAAGAUUGCCGAAAUCGCGACGCACCCGCUGCUGAACGCGGGGUGGCGCGGCGCGACGCCGUGGUCCAUGCCGACGCCGCGCGUGGACAUGGACAAGAUGGAGAGGUCGACGAGGUCCGGCGGCGGCGCCGGCGGAGUCGACGCGGCCAAAAAGCCGAGGGCGCCGCUAUCGUCGUCGGCGGGUGUCGCCACCUCGGCUCCCAUCGAUCCGGCGGAGUUUGCCACCCUCGGCAUGGACUCGCCGACGACGACGGCGGGGGGGGUUCACCCCGUGGGGUCUGGCGCGUCCGCCGCCGCGUCGGGGAGUAACGCUCCGGGUAACGCUUCCCUGGAGGCGUUUCCGCCGUUGUGGGUCACCCGAUGGGUGGAUUACACGAGCAAGUACGGGCUGGGGUACGUGCUCUCCGACGGCACCUUCGGCGUGGUGUUCAACGACGCGACGAAGAUGACGCAGCGGCAGCCGGGCGCGGCGUCCACGGAGAGGCGCGUGGCGCCCCCUCCGGUGUGCUUCCGCGCGUCGACGCCGUGCCCGCCGGGGUUGGAGAAGAAGGUGAAGCUGAUGCGGCACUUCCGCGGGUACCUGUCCUCGGACGGUCGGAGCGCGGGUGCCGUCGAGGGUGCCGUCGCGCACCUUCCGCACGUCAAGAACUGGCUGCGCACCAAGCACGCGGUGCUCUUUCGCCUCUCGAACCGCACCAUCCAGGUGUGCUUCCAGGACGGCAGCGAGGUUUUGCUCUCGUCGGAGGCGUCCGCGUGCGUGUUCACGAGCAAGAGCGGGACGCGAACGUGCCACUCGCUCGGCGCGCUGCCGCAGGACCCGGAGCUGCUCAGGAGGCUGAGGUACGUGAAGGAGGUGCUGCACCAGCUGGUGAGCCGCGCGUGA